GUCAUGCCUGGAUUGUAUAUCCAUCAAUUGGAACAUGGAAUCAUUUAUAAAUGCUUUAAGGUCUAUGUUUGGAUGUUCUCUGGAUAUUACUCCAGAAAGUUUCAUCUCUUUUUGUGAGGCUGCACUAUUUUUUGGAGUGGAUUAUCUCCUUUCGGAGUGUCAAUGUUGGUUAAAGAGUGUGACUUCAUACAAGGGGAUUUUGCUACCUCAAAUACAAUUAGCUGAUUUGAUCAGCAUCUGGAAAUAUGGUUUGGAGAAUGCAAUUGAUUUUGUGCCACAACUAUGUAUAUUCUAUCUGGCCUGCAACUUUAUGUGGGCAAUUUCCUUUGAUGCUUUCCAUGAUGUUCCUUAUGAAAUGUUAUAUUCAUGUAUAAAGAAUCCUAAUUUGACAGUAGACAGUGAAAAGCAUCUUUGUGAUGCUAUUCUAGCUUGGCUUACUUCCAACACCAAAGAGUAUGGGGCUUCAAGUGCUUCAAUAAAUGAUUACACUGACAUUUUGGCAGAGAUCCGUUUUGGCCUUUUGCCUUUAUCAUUUGCUGCAGUGAAAAGAAGAUGCAACUUCUUUUCGGAGUUUGCUGAUAGAGGUAUCAGUACCAUUCUUACUUUAGCAAGUUAUCCUUCUGCAAGCUCAACAAACAUCCUUGAUGAUGAAGACUUUAGUCAUCUUAGAAUCCGGUUGACUAAAUAUACUAAGAAAGUGGACCUUUCAGGUUGCCCUCAGUUCAGUCCUGCUCUUCUCCUCUUAUCAGUGCUUCACUCUUCACAUAGCAUGGAUCCCAUUUUGAAAAAUAAAAUUAAGCAGCAAUUACUUACUUUUGAGGAUCCUAUUGGGCCCAACUUUGAGAUUUCCUGGCAAAUAUUUCCAAUUUUGACUUUUGAAGGAGUGCAAGAAGUGGAUAUCUCAAAUUGUCAAAUGCCACUUCUUAAACCUGUUGUUGAAUGCUUUUCCAGGUCUUUCCCAUCAUUAAAGACAUUAAAGGCAGCUAAUUAUUUAAAGCUACCCACUGCAAUGUUGUACCAAUUGGUGCAAAGGUGCCGUCUACUCAAUGAUGUAGACCUGAGUGUGGACAUUAGCCCAAUUAUACCAGCCAAAGUUUCUAUAAAAUUUUCACACCCAGAUGUAGCACCACAAAGAUCAAGACGCAUCACUCCUAUGGAUGCUGUUUCAUUCUCAUACAAUCUUGGACUGCAGCUGUCAAACAUAACAAACCUCACAUUAGAGGGUCGAACUGAUAUCUCAGACCGUCAUCUCUUCUUUUUCACGGAAUUCUGUCCAUCCUUAUGUUAUGUUAACCUUCGAGGGUGUAUAUCUUUGACUGAUGAUGGAAUAUCAGUUGUACUGCUUAAAUGUAUAAAGCUGCACUCAAUCUUGGUUUGUGAUACUUACUUUGGACGGAAUUCCGUUCUGGCUCUUUGCUAUGGUGCAUCAAAAUUCGAGAAUUCUGCAGCACCUAAAUUUGAAGACUUCUCUCAGUCUCUGGCCUCUAGACUUCAAGUCCUGCAUAUGGGUGGCUGCAAGAGUGUUACUGAGACAUUUCUUUCGGAGCUUAUAUCUCAAACACCUAUGUUGAAAAGUCUUUGCUUAAGGGAGACUGAACUUGUGGAUCAUGCACUAGACAAAUUUUCAGGAUCUUGCUUGGAGAUGCUUGAUGUCUCGAAUACUAAGGUUUCUGGCUCUGCUGUGGCUCAAGUGAUCCGGAGAAAUCUCGGCCUAAAGUGUUUCAUUGCCAGAGAUUGUAGAAAUUUUUUACAAGAGGAAAGCAAAAGUGUGACAGAGAAGUCCAAUGCUUUCUCAUAUCAUUACAGUGAGUUAUACUAUGAACUUGGCAAAUCCUGCCAAUUGGAGGAAAUUGCAGUUGGAUGGGGAUUUUCAUUCUUUUCUUUAGAGGUUCUGAGGCCAGCAAUUAGAAUGUUAAGGACAAUAAUUAUAGGGUUGGGUGGAUCUUUUGGCGAAGAUGGGCUGAAGAUGUUGCCAACUCUCUGUCCCUGGUUGGAGACUUUGAUUCUUUAUUUCCAGCAGGUAAUAUCUGACUCCAUCAUGCUAAAAAUUUUAAAGGCUUUAAAAAACUUGCAAGUUUUGGCCCUUUGCUAUUGUAUUGGUGAGAUUUCAUCAUCAAUCUUUAAGUUCAGCAUGCCAAAUUUGAGAAAAUUGAAACUUGAAAGAGUGACUGCAUGGAUGACCAAUGAUGACCUGCUUAUUCUCACUCAGAAUUGUGUGAACUUGAUCGAACUUUCAUUGGCAGGAUGCUCACUUCUUAAUUCAGAGUCCCAACAUAUUAUUUCACUUGGUUGGCCUGGAUUGAUAUCAGUCCAUCUAGAGGACUGUGGUGAAGUGACAAGUUGUGGUGUGACAUCACUUUUAGAAUGUCAUGCCCUUGAAGAUAUUAUCUUACGACAUAAUGGUACCGGAAUGCAGAGGGAUAUUAUUUCUCACAUUGCUUCAAAGAUGCCAAUGCUUCGAAAGAUAUCCCUUGAUGUAUGUGAUGCAAUGGAUCGUGACUUUGACAUCCCAAAUUUCACCAACAGGUAUCCAUUAAGUAUUGUAAAGAUAGCAAGAUGCAAGCAGAAAAAAUGCAGUCUAGAGCUGAUGGACACGAAGUACGAAGGUCGGACAAACCCAGUUCACGUAGAGACAUUAGUGAUGGUGUGGAACAGCAAGGAACUCACAACAGCUGUUGUCAAGGAAAGAUUGUAAACACAGCUGAGGAUGUUGUACGUCAUUUUAGUUUUACCUACAUACAUAAUCGUACUAUAUUUAUUACAAAUGCAUCUAAAUACUCUUCAACAAUUACACAAGUAAUCUUAAGUGUAUCUGAAUAUUGUUCCGAAAUUACACUUGUAAUCUUCUAUUUCAAGAUUAUUGCAUAUUUAAUUAAAAA
Molecule: messenger RNA, 2879 nt
Organism: Ipomoea triloba (trilobed morning glory)
Lineage: Eukaryota; Viridiplantae; Streptophyta; Magnoliopsida; Solanales; Convolvulaceae
Product: BTB/POZ domain-containing protein FBL11
Exons: 17
Coding region: 35-2695 (886 amino acids)
Biological process (GO): SCF-dependent proteasomal ubiquitin-dependent protein catabolic process
Cellular component (GO): SCF ubiquitin ligase complex
Source: RefSeq, a predicted model, not a curated record